This is a messenger RNA of Thlaspi arvense, 4334 nucleotides long. NCBI's taxonomy places the organism in Eukaryota, Viridiplantae, Streptophyta, Magnoliopsida, Brassicales, Brassicaceae. The record is from the annotation of a GenBank genome assembly.
ACAAAACCCAAAAUAAGAGUUGCAUAUAAAAAUGCAAAAUUCUCCUAAUCUCUGCAGAUACAAAGUGGAAUCUACAAAAGUAGAAUAAAAUAAUAAUUAAACAAGUUUUAACAAGUUCAAGACAACACACAGUUUCGUCUCACGUCUUAUUCCACCAAAGUUUCAAAAUCUUUCGCUUUUCAUAGCUUCACAUCUUCAGCGCCGGAAAUGAACCGUGACGGCGCCGGAGACGGCGACUCUGUUUCACACGAACCUUCAACAUCUAGAAAUCCCAAAAAUGGAGAAGAAGAAGAGACUAAGAAGGAAAAAGACAAUGAGAAGACGAAGACAGUUUCGUUCUACAAGUUAUUUGCAUUUGCAGAUUCCUUUGAUGUGUUAUUGAUGCUCUGUGGCUCAAUCGGAGCUAUGGGGAAUGGUGUUUGUUUACCAUUCAUGACAUUGUUGUUUGGUGACCUCAUAGAUUCCUUUGGACAAAAUCAGAACAACAAAGACAUUGUUGAUGUUGUCUCAAAGGUUUGUCUUAAAUUCGUCUACCUUGGACUUGGAACACUGGGAGCAGCCUUUCUUCAGGUGGCUUGUUGGAUGAUCACGGGAGAGAGACAAGCCGCGAGGAUAAGAAGUAUGUAUCUGAAGACAAUUCUGAGACAAGACAUUGGAUUUUUCGAUGUCGAAACAAACACAGGAGAGGUAGUUGGCAGAAUGUCUGGAGAUACUGUUCUCAUACAAGACGCCAUGGGUGAGAAGGUUGGGAAGUUUAUUCAGUUGGUAGCUACGUUUGUUGGUGGAUUUGCUUUAGCUUUCGCUAAAGGAUGGUUACUAACAUUGGUCAUGUUAACUUCAAUUCCUCUUCUGGCAAUGGCUGGUGCAGCCAUGGCGAUGAUAGUCACUCGAGCUUCUUCCCGGGGACAAGCCGCUUAUGCAAAAGCAGCAACUGUUGUUGAACAGACAAUUGGGUCUAUCCGAACGGUUGCUUCUUUCACGGGAGAGAAACAAGCGAUAAACAACUACAAGAAGUUCAUAUCUUCGGCGUAUAAACAAAGCAUUCAACAAGGUUUCUCCACCGGCUUAGGACUGGGAGUGAUGUUCAUGGUGUUUUUCAGUAGCUAUGCUUUGGCUAUUUGGUUUGGUGGGAAGAUGAUAGUCGAAAAAGGGUAUACCGGUGGCGCUGUGAUCAACGUGAUCAUCAUUGUGGUCGCUGGUUCAAUGUCGCUCGGGCAAACAUCUCCAUGUCUAACCGCGUUUGCAGCGGGCCAAGCAGCAGCGUAUAAGAUGUUUGAGACGAUCAAAAGAAAGCCUUUGAUUGAUGCUUACGACCUAAAUGGAAAAGUUCUUGAAGAUAUCAGAGGAGAUAUCGAACUCAAAGAUGUGCAUUUCAGCUACCCGGCGAGGCCAGAUGAAGAGAUAUUCGACGGCUUCUCUCUGUUUAUCCCUAGCGGCGCAACAGCGGCAUUGGUUGGGGAAAGCGGAAGCGGAAAAUCCACCGUGAUCAGUUUGAUCGAGAGGUUUUACGAUCCGAAAGCCGGCCAAGUACUCAUCGAUGGAGUUAAUCUUAAGGAGUUUCAGUUGAAAUGGAUCAGAAGCAAAAUAGGAUUGGUCAGCCAAGAACCGGUUCUGUUUUCGUCGAGCAUCAUGGAGAACAUCGCCUACGGGAAAGAGAACGCGACGGUUCAAGAGAUCAAAGCGGCAACAGAGCUAGCAAAUGCGGCUAAGUUUAUAGAUAAGUUGCCUCAGGGGUUAGAUACAAUGGUCGGAGAGCACGGGACGCAGCUCUCGGGAGGACAGAAACAGAGGAUAGCCAUCGCGAGGGCCAUUCUUAAAGACCCGCGUAUCUUGCUGCUGGACGAAGCAACGAGCGCGCUCGAUGCGGAAUCCGAAAGAGUGGUCCAAGAGGCGUUAGACAGAGUGAUGGUUAACCGGACUACGGUUAUCGUCGCGCAUCGGUUAAGCACGGUUAGAAAUGCGGAUAUGAUUGCGGUUAUCCACCGCGGGAAAAUGGUGGAGAAAGGUUCGCAUUCCGAGUUGUUGAGAGAUCCCGAGGGAGCUUACUCGCAGCUCAUUCGUUUACAAGAGAUAAACAAGGACCACGGUUCGAAAACGUCAGAGAUUGCUUCGGGGUCGUCUUUUCGGAAUUCGAAUCUGAAAAAAUCAAUGGAAGGAUCGGUUAUUAGCGGCGGCACUUCCUCGGUUGGAAAUAGCAGCCGUCAUCAUUCUCUGAAUGUUCUUGGUUUAACUGCAGGACUAGACCUCGGUGGCGGUAGCAGUAGCCAGAGAGUAGGCCAAGAGGAACCUGUAACGGCGAGUCAAGAGGAGCUCCCAAAAGUAUCGCUCACCAGAAUCGCGGCUCUUAACAAAACAGAGAUCCCUGUUCUUCUUCUAGGAACCGUUGCGGCGGCGAUCAACGGCGCGAUUUUCCCGCUUUUCGGGAUUCUGAUCUCAAGAGUCAUCGAGGCGUUCUUCAAACCGGCUCACCAACUGAAGAAAGAUUCGAGUUUCUGGGCGUUGAUAUUUGUAGCUCUUGGAGUGACUUCGUUGAUUGUCUCACCGGCUCAGAUGUAUCUAUUUGCAGUAGCUGGAGGGAAACUGAUUAGGAGAAUACGAUCAAUGUGCUUUGAGAAAGCGGUUCACAUGGAGGUUGGGUGGUUCGAUGAGCCACAGAACUCGAGUGGUACGUUGGGCGCAAGGCUUUCGGCUGAUGCGGCUUUGAUCAGGGCUCUGGUUGGCGACGCCUUGUCUCUGAUGGUUCAAAACGCUGCGUCUGCUGCGUCUGGAUUGAUCAUAGCCUUCACCGCGUGCUGGGAACUGGCGCUUAUCAUCUUAGUGAUGCUUCCUCUUAUUGGUAUCAAUGGUUAUAUUCAAGUCAAGUUCAUGAAAGGAUUUACAGCCGACGCUAAGUCAAAGUACGAGGAUGCGAGUCAGGUAGCGAACGAUGCGGUGGGGAGUAUAAGAACAGUCGCGUCUUUUUGCGCGGAGGAGAAAGUGAUGCAGAUGUAUAAGAAGCAAUGCGAAGGUCCGAUAAAAGACGGAAUAAAGCAAGGUUUCAUCAGCGGGUUAGGGUUUGGAUUCUCCUUCUUCAUUCUGUUUUGUGUCUACGCGACAAGCUUCUACGCGGGGGCUAGAUUGGUUGAAGACGGCAAGACAACUUUUAAUGACGUUUUCCAGGUAUUCUUUGCGUUAACAAUGGCAGCGAUUGGGAUUUCUCAGUCGAGUACUUUCGCACCGGAUUCUAGCAAAGCUAAGGUUGCAGCUGCUUCGAUCUUUGGAAUCAUCGACAGAAAAUCGAAGAUUGAUUCUAGCGAUGAGUCAGGGACUGUCUUGGAAAAUGUUAAGGGAGAUAUCGAGCUUCGUCACAUAAGCUUCACUUAUCCAGCAAGACCAGACAUUCAGAUCUUUCGCGAUCUUUGCUUAACCAUUCGUGCUGGAAAGACGGUAGCUUUGGUUGGAGAAAGCGGGUCAGGGAAAUCAACAGUGAUCUCUUUGUUACAAAGAUUUUACGAUCCGGAUUCUGGACACAUAUCUCUAGACGGAGUUGAGCUCAAGAAGCUGCAGUUGAAAUGGUUGAGACAACAAAUGGGACUGGUGGGACAAGAACCUGUCUUGUUCAACGACACGAUCCGAGCCAACAUUGCUUAUGGCAAAGGAAGCGAAGUGGCUGCGACUGAGUCUGAAAUCAUAGCUGCCGCAGAACUCGCCAAUGCACACAAAUUCAUCUCUAGCAUACAACAGGGUUACGACACGGUGGUUGGAGAAAGAGGGAUUCAGUUAUCGGGAGGACAGAAACAACGGGUGGCUAUAGCACGCGCCAUCGUGAAAGAGCCGAAGAUAUUGCUUCUGGACGAAGCAACGAGCGCUCUUGAUGCGGAAUCGGAGCGAGUGGUUCAAGACGCGCUUGACCGAGUGAUGGUGAACCGAACCACGAUCGUGGUGGCCCACCGGUUAUCAACCAUUAAAAACGCUGAUGUCAUUGCCGUCGUUAAGAACGGUGUGAUCGCUGAGAAAGGAACUCACGAGACGUUGAUCAAAAUCGACGGUGGGGUUUAUGCUUCGCUUGUUCAGCUUCACAUGACUGCUUCUAAUUGAUAUAUAUAUAAUAUUUUUGGGUUUGUGAGAGUUAAAAACUUCAGUUUUGAGUCGCUUGAGUCAAAACUAGGCUAUGCGUGUAUUAAAAGGUUUUAUUUUAUUUUUUGUUCCAUAACAUAUUUCUGUUGUUGUUGUAUAAUAUAUACAAUUUACUCACUUUGUUUUGAUGCUAAAACAUCAACUCUGUGUCGGACACACUUGUAAUUAAAUACGUUAUUAGCUUGAUUUUUCGUUUCUCAUAUAAACAAAGUGCCCAC